AUGGCCGUGCACCAGGAAGUGGAGCGGAUCGACGGCUACAGCCCGACUCAGCGGGCUGUCGUCCGGGGCGAGAACUGGCCAGGGACGCUCGCGAAUGACGAAAAUCUGGAUCUAGUGGAGUGCACCAAUCAGAGCUACAUGGCGAACCCGCCGAGGAGCGCGCUCGUGUCGAAGAUCAUCGGCGACGGGAUCCUGAAGCAGCAGCAGGCCCAGGCCGCAGCCGCUCGCGACCAACGAGUUCAGAGGUUCGAGGAGAGUUUUUCGGGAGAGAAGGGUACUCCCUGGACACACGUGGAUGCGCUUGAUGGUCUCAACAUGGGCGAUGUGAUCAGCAUGGACAGGGAGGGUGCGCCCGCGCAGGAGGGCGCCUACGCGCGCGAGGCCACGGCGAGAGAACCAGACGAUGGUGAUCUGGAAGACCUACUGGGUGGAGGGCGAUUCGACGAUGACUCCACGGAGAUAGUCAAAAACGAGAACUGGAACGUUCACGGGAGGUCAACGCGGACCCUGGGGACACGUUGGACGGGCAAGAACUACUUGUUCCCGAAGAGCAAGGAAGUGGCAGAUGCGAAUGCCCCUUUGUCGGCCGAAAAGGCUCCGGGACAACGGAAAGAAACAUCCGCUGCAGAGCAGACACCGAUCGGAGAUCACGACAAUUCUGACCUGAUUGGGGAUGCGAAAAUCGAGCAGACCCCGUUCGCGAACGAUGACCGGACACGUCGUGAGAAGCAGGCUCGAGCACGACCGGCACGACCUCAUCGCGAAGACAGAGUAACUAGGAAACGGAUGGAGACGCCGUUCGGGCCCUCGCUGAAGGCGUUCGAACUGGAGGACGACAUCUCAAUCUCCGCCGGGACGGAGUUCAUCGAGGUGGUGCAGCUUUCACUGCACAUGAAGCCAAAUCCCGCGGACGUCUGGAAGACGAGGUGGGCGUUGACAUGGAAGAGGGACGAGGCGACAGGAAGCAGUUGCUUGUGGUUCCUGGACAUCAAGAUCCACGCCUCGGGCCAGGAGCGCGAUGGAGGCCCAGAGGCUCGAGAGGGACGACGCCGAGGCGGCCCCCAGCAAACGUGGCAUUGGCGGGGGAGCUCGGGCUACCCGUCGGGGCACUCGCGCGUCUACCAGAAGCAACGCACGGACUAUGUCACGCACGCGAGGCGCGAGGGCGCGAGCUGCAUCGUCGGCACGCGCGCGGGCGACUUCCUGAUCACAGGUGACGGCAGCCGUCGGUGGAUGGACGCGGAGAUGACAUGUCAGAAAGAGUUCAUCGACAACACCAACGAGAUCGACAGUUCCAGCGAUCGCCGAAAACAGCGCAACGAGAAGCUCACGGACCGCGAGAUGACACGAUUGAGACGAGCUUCGGGCGACAUCCAGUUGGUGGCGACACAGACGAUACUGCAGUGCCAAGCGCAGCGUUCCAUCUUACAGAGCAGUGGGCCAAAGGCGACCAUCCAGACGCUCUCCGGCAUCAAUAAGAUGAUUCGCCAGAUCAAGAUGGACCCGAGCUACAAGCUGAGCUUCGAGCCGUUCGAGGGCACAGCCGUGGUCAUGGGUUGGGGCGACGCAGCCUGGGCGAACCGUCCAGACGGCCUAUCUGCUCGCGGGUAUGUCAUCGGCAUCGCCGCGGAGGACAUCUUAGAGGGCAAACGGACAGGGUGCUGGGCCCUAGCCGACGACGAGGAGCAGCUCAGCGCCAAGAAGCGGAAGGAGAAAGGAGUGGCGCUGCUGGCCCCUGGGCCGAGGCACGCGGCCACCGCGCCCUGUCCGGCAGCCCCGGGCGAGGGCCGCGCCGCUGGAGAUGCCCGCGCCGCCUGGGCCCCGGCCCCGGCGCCGCCAGGGGCGACCGCGGCGACGGCCUGGUGGCGGCCACAGCUGGGAGCCCUCUUGGGCUGCGUUGUGGCGGCCGGCCUGGCGCUGGGCGCCGGCUUGGCGCCCGCGGCGGCGGAGAGCAGCAUGGCCUCGGUGGCGCCGUGCCUCUUUAAGAACUGCCAGGUGCAGCUCGCCAAGUGCGUGCUCAACCCCAACUGCGCGGCCAACCUCACGUGCAUCAUCGCGUGCUCCAACUCUCCCGAUGAGAAGACGGAGAAGACGUGCCAGAUCAAGUGCGGGGACAAUUUCGAGAACGACGUCGUCGGGGAGUUCAACGCCUGCGCGCUCAGCUCCAAGAAGUGCGUGCCGCAGCGGCCCGACACCGGCCCGAUGCCCGGCGAGGCGACCUGGGACCCCGUGAAGGGUCGUUACCCUCUGCCGCCUGAGGACGCUGUGGUGACCAAAUUCGACGCGUCACAGAUGACGGGCCGGUGGUAUAUCACCGCUGGCCUGAACCCAUUGUUCGACACCUUCGACUGCCAGGCGCACUUCUUCGAGGGCAGGAGGGCGGAGGCGAAUCAGCCGGGCAAGCUGGUGGGGAAGAUCAACUGGCGCAUUCAGGAGCCAGACGGCGAGUUCUUGACCAAGUCCACGGUGCAGCAGUUCGUUCAGGUCAAGCCCGGGGUGCUGGAGAAUCACGACAAUGAGUACCUGCACUACCAGGACGACUGGUUCAUCCUGGACUACGACAACAUGGACGACCCAGAGGCUGGCUGGGUGCUAGUCUAUUACCGCGGCCGCAACGACGCGUGGGCUGGGUACGGCGGAGGCACGCUCUACACCCGGUCGAAAACGAUUCCCCCACAGAUUUUGGACCGCGUGAAGGCCGCGUGCGACAAGAUACAGAUACCCUACGACGCUUUCUGGAAGGCGACGGACAACUCUUGCAAGUCGAACCCCGACCCGCUGCAGGCAAGGGCACGCUUCGCCAAGCAGCUCCUCGAACAGGGGGAGCUGUCCGUGGAGGAGCAGCUCACGUACCUCGCCCGUUCGGCGCAGUCCGAGAUAGACAAAGACGAGCGCUGGGCCUUCGAGAGCGCCCUGAGGAUCGAAAAGAUGACCGAGAACUUCGUCGCGUCGGAGGCCGAUCAGAUUCUGAAGAUAGAGCAGGCCGCAGAGCAGGAGAUCAUCAAAGACGAACAGGCGCUGGAGCAGGUUUUCAAGAAAUUCUUCUCGCCCCUCGCGAAGCUCAUGCCUGGUUCGUAG
Prorocentrum cordatum is the source of this 3078-nucleotide messenger RNA. The record is from the annotation of a GenBank genome assembly. NCBI's taxonomy places the organism in Eukaryota, Dinophyceae, Prorocentrales, Prorocentraceae.